UCCGGAAGUAAAACUUUUUCCAGAAGUCAAACAUUACCGUCUUCCUGUGAUGUGCCGCUGGACUUAAAUAAUAAUUUAGAAAAGAUAACCAUUACUUGCUGAUAAAUUAAACAGAAGGCUACAAUCAAGUAGGCGUCAGCGGGAAAUCAUGUUUUAUCAUAUUUCCCUGGAGCAUGAGAUCCUGCUCCACCCUCGGUACUUUGGUCCCAAUCUCCUGAACACUGUGAAACAGAAGCUCUUCACAGAAGUGGAGGGAACAUGCACAGGGAAAUAUGGGUUCGUCAUUGCGGUGACCACCAUUGACAACAUUGGUGCAGGUGUCAUCCAACCAGGCAGGGGAUUUGUGCUUUACCCCGUCAAGUACAAGGCUAUUGUCUUCCGUCCAUUCAAAGGCGAGGUGGUAGAUGCCGUGGUUACCCAGGUCAACAAAGUUGGACUGUUCACAGAGAUCGGCCCCAUGUCCUGUUUCAUCUCUCGUCACUCCAUUCCCUCAGAGAUGGAGUUUGACCCCAACUCAAAUCCUCCCUGUUAUAAGACCACUGAUGAGGACAUUGUAAUCCAACAGGAUGAUGAGAUUCGGUUAAAGAUCGUGGGAACAAGAGUGGAUAAAAACGACAUUUUCGCUAUUGGAUCCCUCAUGGACGAUUACCUGGGUCUUGUCAGCUGAUGUCCCUGCAGUGCUGAUGUAUCAACAUACAUCUACUAAGUUGGGACACCGUACGAAUACAUACUAUUGAAACCAGACAGAGCCUGUUGAUAAUUAGGUGGUUAUGUUGCUGUAUCGUCUGAGUUACCCUUCCAGUUGCUAUUGUUUAUUGUAUUUCUACAACUUGAACUGGAAAUAAAUGUUUAUUUUUUGGUAAUGUUGA
This is a messenger RNA of Oncorhynchus kisutch (coho salmon), 869 nucleotides long. Its product is annotated as DNA-directed RNA polymerase II subunit RPB7. Gene Ontology annotation, molecular function: single-stranded DNA binding; single-stranded RNA binding; translation initiation factor binding. Gene Ontology annotation, cellular component: RNA polymerase II, core complex; P-body. The transcript is spliced from 8 exons. Lineage: Eukaryota; Metazoa; Chordata; Actinopteri; Salmoniformes; Salmonidae. Gene Ontology annotation, biological process: nuclear-transcribed mRNA catabolic process; transcription initiation at RNA polymerase II promoter; positive regulation of translational initiation. The record is from RefSeq and is a predicted model, not a curated record. The coding region runs from base 149 to 667 and encodes 172 amino acids.